Messenger RNA from Setaria italica (foxtail millet), 1673 nucleotides. RefSeq names its product beta carbonic anhydrase 5, chloroplastic. Gene Ontology annotation, biological process: carbon utilization. Gene Ontology annotation, molecular function: carbonate dehydratase activity; zinc ion binding. The coding region runs from base 172 to 1098 and encodes 308 amino acids. The transcript has 9 exons. The record is from RefSeq and is a predicted model, not a curated record. NCBI's taxonomy places the organism in Eukaryota, Viridiplantae, Streptophyta, Magnoliopsida, Poales, Poaceae.
UCGUCCUCGAAUCCUCCGCCACAUCGCCGUCGUCUCCUCCGCGGCUCCGCCUCCCUGUCUGUCCCCUCCCCACCUCCCCCCCUAAAAGCACCUGCCAUUGCCGCACCGCCAAGCUCCCCCUCCUCAAAUGCCCGAGACCCCACCGCCGCGACGCGCCCCCACCGUCCUCACAUGGCUAACGGCCUCCUCCUCCGCGGCGCCUCCCCGUGCCUCCGCCCCGCCGCCCCGGCGACCGCCGGCUCCUCCGCUGACCCCGUUCGGGGCCAUGGCGCGGUGGCGAUCGGUGAUUCGGGGCCGCGCGGUGUUGCUCUGAGGGUGAGAGGAUCUAGCCGGAGAGAUUUCUCAUUUAUCACAAUGGCCUCGAGAGAUCAUUCUGGCUUGACCCGACAACUUCUAGAUUUUCAACAUGAUACAGUAGAUGCGGUAGGUGCAGAACAUGAUCCAUUCAUGGAGUUGAAAGCAAGGUUCAUGGACUUCAAACAGCGAAACUAUGUGGAAAACUUUUCAAAUUACCAAAGUCUGGCUGAACAGCAAACACCAAAGUUCAUGGUGGUUGCUUGUGCUGACUCCAGGGUCUGCCCUACCGGUAUUUUGGGGUUUCAGCCUGGGGAAGCAUUUACAGUUCGUAAUAUAGCAAAUUUGGUACCACCAUAUGAGCAUGGUGGUUCAGAGACUAGUGCUGCACUAGAGUUUGCUGUCAAUACACUCCAGGUAGAAAAUGUUUUGGUGGUAGGUCACAGCCGAUGCGGUGGCAUCCAGGCACUAAUGAGUAUGAAAGAUGAUUCAACCUCUGGAAGCUUUAUUAAAAAUUGGGUUUCAAUUAGUAAGAGCGCAAGGUUAAGCACGAAAGCUGCAGCUGGAAAUUUGAGUUUUGAAAUGCAGUGCAAACAUUGUGAAAAGGAAUCUAUUAAUAGCUCUCUUUUGAACUUGUUAACAUACCCAUGGAUAAAGAAAAGGGUGAAUGAAGGUACUCUGAACCUUCAUGGAGGCUACUACAACUUUAUUGAUUGCACAUUUGAAAAAUGGACAUUAGUGUACCGUGAAGGGCUAGAAGGUGGAAGCAAGUAUGCUAUAAAGAACAGGUCCACUUGGUCUUGACCAAUGAAGGCCUUAUUUACUUGGGUAAAUUUCACUCUGCCCGCUGCAGUUCAGCAUGGUUUUGCUUUGCCACUACGUUGUUCAUUUCCAUUGCACCUUGCUCCAUUGUGGUGGUAUUGAUGUUCCGCAGAAGGUAGUCCCUGUAUCAAGAAACUGUUACAUAGCUGUUGGCAUCAUCCAUGGUCAUGCAUGGCACUAUGCCACUAGCAUGACACGCUUGAACUGUAUGUUGUAUUGCAGAUGCAUGCAGAUGCAUCGGCAUUGUAUAGCAGUUAUUUGAUACAGGGACUCUAAUGGAGUGAGGUGCAACACAAUGGACAAUAUGGUAGCAAAGUGAAAGUCUGUCGAACUGCCGGGGACAAAGUGAAUUUUAUCCAACUACUUGUAUGUUGUUUUCUGAUUGAAACCAUUAAGGAAUUAUGAAUAAGCUAGAAGAUCACUCAUACGACGAAUGCAUGUAAUGGUCGCCGCAUUUGGCGUCACCGUGUGCAAUUGUAACAUUUGUACCAUGUGUUGUAUCAUUGUAACUGUGAGGUACAAAUAUUAUACAUCAUUUGCAACUGUUGGUGUUAUCA